AUUCUGGAGGCACGGCAAGCGAGUAAUCUGGCAAACUGACCGCUUAUUCAACACCGCGCGAUAAGCGACGAAUUUCAACGCAAUUCCGCCCUAAACCAGGAAUUACAUCGCAAUUUGAUGCCGAAACAUCGGCGGGAAAGUACCGCCAAUGGACUUCCAUCACUGAUGAUCGCGUUUGAAAGCUGAUAAUGAUGAAGAUGAAGUUGCGAGCGGCGGGAGGCGAAAAUCACCGAUGCGACUUGAAUUCUGUUAACGGAACCGAUCGGCCGGGACGCCGUGAGAGCGGCCGAUCGACUCCGCUCGAUAAGGAGGCGGUGUUCGAGUGGUUCGGUUUACAGCUGAGCCCGGCCGGACGCGUCGAGCUGCUCUGCGGGCUCCUGCAUAUGUGUCAGCCGCUGGAGCUGCGCUUCCUCGGCGCCUGUCUGGAGGAUCUGGCCCGGAGAGAUUUCACCGUCCUACGGGACUUUGAAACCCGGGCCAACUGCCCCGCGGAUUUGGAGGGGCUGGUGGACGUGAGCGCGAGCGACCCCGUGGUGUUGUCCAAACUGCUGGUAUAUGUGUCACUACUCGGAUCCAAGAGCAGGGAAUGCGCCGGGAUAUUAUUCAGGACGUUAAACCGGAUUGAGGCGGGUAUGUGUGGGGCUGUGCCGGAGCCGGAGACGGUUGACCAGCUGCGGCUGCUAUUCACUAUGGGCUCGUUACACCCGGCGUUCAGUUUCCAUCAGCGGGAGGAGCUGAGAGCACAGCUGGACAGACUCCAGGAAUGGAGUCAGUUUUCCAGACCGAGGUUCAUCUGUCCACCUCAGAAGAAUGAAGUGGACUGGAGUCUAUGCAGUGAUCCCAAUCCUCACCUCAGCAGCAGGUCACAGAGAGAAGUGGUGCACAUUAAGAAGGUCGUUCUGAAGGACAUUUCUGUGGCAGGAGACAGCAGGCAGUACACUUUUGAGGUGAAAUGGUCCGACUCUUCACUGACCGGCGUCAACAAAAGCCAUCGUGAAUUAGAGGACUUCCUGUUAAAGCUUCCUAAGGAGCAGAGCCCUGAUGGCUUUGAGAAAAGUUUUGUCAGGUUAUUAAAUUGUGCGGAUCAAUGUGAGGUCAGAGAACUGGAGAGAAAUCUCAGGGAGAAAUUUUUGUCUUUAUCACCGGAUGUUCUUCAGAGGUGUGACGUCUCCACAUUCUUCCUGUCUGACCCAUCUUCACUGGCAUGCAGCCGCUGUAAGACACCACAACUUGCUUUUCUUGUACCGGAUACCAAAACAUUAAAGAUUAGUGCCAGAGCACCUGUAUCCAGAAUCCAUCCGCCUGCACGUGGUUUCUCUGAGGACUGCUCGGAGACCUCCAGCCUGGAAGAGGACGUUGAGGGUUACAGCGUCAGAGCUGGAGGCCUGAGUAAUCCACAUUCAGAAUGCCAGAGAAGAGGAAACUGUGAGCAGAAAGGAGAGAGAGUUUGGAUGAAAGGCACAGAAUGUGAACAGGGCUGCACAAAUGACAGGAGAAUUCUUACGCCCGGACAGAAGAGCAAAGGAAGAUCUGCUGGCAAAAGGGAGAGGGGUCGAAGGGUCACCAGCACAAAGACUUCUGCUGGGAUCCAGAAACCUUCCGCAACACUGAUGAGCAACCAGACGGCUUGUAAAGACGCAGGAAGGAUCAAAUAUGGAGACACAUCCUCCGAGAGCUCUAACUCCGUGCCAUCCAGUCCCGUUCACCACAAGAGCCUGGAGGACCAAGACACAGAGAGCCAGUCCGAUAACUCUGCUCAGGAACCUGAGAAAACUCACCCUGCCAAAGGCAUUGGCGGGAAAGCGGUCGCCAUGGUGAAUCCAUUAGUCGCCGAGCCUCAGAACGUCCUGCAGCCGCCUUCAGUUGUCGAAUUAGACCUGACUUGCCUACCUUAUGCCCUCCAGUACAACCACACCCAGAGGGACACCAACGGGGGCAAGAUCACCAUAACCAUCCCGCUGCCACGAGAACCUGGAACAUCGUCUGCCAUUACCCACCCACAACAGCAACCACAGCUGGGGGCGUUUAGCAUCCUCUCGGGUGCCCAGUGUUCUAAGAAACACGGCACUGCCAACAAUCCCUUCAAAACUAACACAAAGGCACCUACGCUGUCCACCACUUCUUCAAGGCCAAGUUCCUCUUGCCAAAUCCCAGGACCUUGCUCCACGACCGUACCCACACACACCCCGGGGCUCGGACCCAUGCAGCCCCCCGCUGUCACGCACAGCACCGCUCAGAGCGAUUCGGUGUCCUACAUCAACAGCUCGAACCCGCCGGUCACGCCCCAGACGCAGGCCGGCGCAACACAACAACAACACCAGCAGGGGGGAUGCAACGCAUGCGGCUGCCGCGGUAGUUGCGGCGGCAACGUCGCCCACCAGUCUCUCAGCUACUUCUUGCCUCCCCAACCUGCUCGUCAAAUGUUUGGUCCGCCUCCCCAGUUCUUCCACCUCACGCCUUCUAGUUUCCCCGCCCAAGCCCAUCAGAAUAACGGGACGCCUCUGCCCUUCUACGCUCACACGGGUCCUCCUGCGGCAUUUCUCCACGCCACCUCGGACCACAUGUUGGCCUCGCAGGCGGGUUACAGCUUGCCCCAAAUGCCCGCUUUUCGACGCUUCUAUCAACCCCAACCCAUCUUUCCACCGGUGGGCUUGAUGUCGGGUGGAACCAACGUGAAGAAGACGGCCAACGUGUCGUGCUAUAACUGCGGAAUGAGCGGCCAUUACGCCCAGGAAUGCAAGCAGCCGUCCACCGAUGCGGGUAUGACAGGUGGUUUCCGGCUAAAGUACGUUGGCCCGAACUCCUCAGAUUCCUUAGACAAAAAUGAUUGACCGCACAUAGAGGACCAAAGCCUGUCAGCCACGUUUCUGAUGAUAUUUUAGACAGACAGUUAUGUUUGUAUUACUAUCCUUGUCAAAAGGGUUUACUGUAAGAAAAAAAAGAAAGAGCCAACGCACAGAGAGAGAGGAGAGGAAGGGAAUGUUUUCACACUGCUAGAACGACGACUCGACAGUGUUUACAGUUGAUAGAGUUUCUCUUACACGCUAUCAUAACUUAAUGUUAUAGAUGACAGUUUAUUUGUUUUAGGUUCUGAAAAACACUUUAUUGUUCUCAGAUGAUUUUUAUAGAAAGCUAAGGGUAAAAUGAAACUUGAGUCAGUGCAGUAUUUUUUUUGGACGGGUGAACCUUUAUUGCCUUUUAUACAUGUUUGAGCAGUUGUGCCAGAGAAAAGAUAAAAUACUGUUAAAAACUGAUGUUUUGUAAGUUCUUAUUUUGUUAUGAAAGAUUAGCUUUGUCUCUGCUGAUAUAGCUUAAAACGAUACUCUGGCAGAUGUUAUACGCUGCUGGUUUGCUCUUUUCUCAUUUGAACACGACACACUACGGUUUUUGUUCUCUUAUUAAUGUGAGUGAGAUAUUUGAAAUGCACUGAAAGAGCCAGACUUGCAGUUCUGCCUCUCAUUCACGUGCUCUGACCACUAGAGGGCACAAGAGUUUUAUCCUGCAGCUUUAGCCUUAAAUAUCCUCCCAUGUCUGGAUUCCGUGCUUUGUGAAGUGUUUAGAUUCAGACAAUAUCCCUCAUACAUGUUCAUUCUAAGCCUGAAGCACUAUCAGAAAAAAUGCAAAUAGAUUUUGUCAUGAAACGCUCUUUAACCGAGAAAUACUUUUUUUAAAGGAAGGUUAAGUUUGUUUCUGGAUUUAACGUGAUGGUCAUUAUAGGACAACUCUAAGCAUUUAGGAUUCCUUGCUUGUGUGUUAAAAGUAGUUUUUUGAUAAAUGGCAAAGAGUUUGACAUUCGUGCCUAUUGCUAUGCGAUCACUCGUGUGCGUGCUGAAAAUAAUUGUGCAAAGUCUUAAUUCUGUGUUAAAGUAAAUAUUUAAAAGCAAAGUUAUGAUUCCGGACAUCUUAUUGAAAUAGCCAAAGCAUCCCUUUUUAUAUAUGGAGAUUUGGCAUGUUUGUAUCGAGAGUAUUUUAUUUUGCUAUUUUCAAUUUGAUGAAGGGUCUUAGACAUUUAACAUGCGUGUCCAGACUUCUUUUAAAGCACAUUUACUAUGAGGAACAUGACCUGUGAUGGGAAACAAUAGUAGGUUGCAGGUUUUUAGAUGUGCUUCAUUUGGUUAAAAUGGGUAUCUAUCUGUAAACAGACUCUGGAGGGAGUCAUCCUACUCAAGGCUGAACCCAAAAACCUGUAGACUUUAUUUGUUACACUUUUUAUAGAUAUAUGAAGCUGUACUGUAUAUGAACGAGGUUUGAUAUUUGCCUCUUGAGUUUACGUUUACUGUAUUUCCUAUGUAAAUGUUGAUUCAUCUGUACUAAGAGGUCAAAUUAAUCUGAUCACGUUUGCAUUUUCUGCCGAAUUGAUCAUUUAUGUCCAGAUAAUAGCAAUAAAUACAAAACACCCA
Triplophysa dalaica is the source of this 4400-nucleotide messenger RNA. It is a transcript of the gene zcchc2, whose product is annotated as zinc finger, CCHC domain containing 2. The record is from RefSeq and is a predicted model, not a curated record. Bases 189 to 2831 code for a protein of 880 amino acids. Lineage: Eukaryota; Metazoa; Chordata; Actinopteri; Cypriniformes; Nemacheilidae. The transcript is spliced from 14 exons. Gene Ontology annotation, molecular function: nucleic acid binding; zinc ion binding.